AUGCUGAAGUGCAACGAGGACGAUCGUGCACAAAUCUUCAACUGGUGUGCAAACAACGAAAUAUCUUGGAAAUUUAUUCCACCACGUGCACCGCAUUUCGGCGGUCUAUGGGAAGCAGCAGUGAAGGCGGCCAAGAAACACAUCAUCAGAAGUAGAAGUCUGCAAGUUGUGCCAGAGGUAGACUACAGUGAGAUACCUGAUAAUCGUCUGAAGGAAUACCAGUUGGUGCAAAAGAACGUUCGUAACAUCUGGUUCCGGUGGAUGCCUGAGUACCUUCAGCAAUUGCAAGCCUGCGCCAAGCACUGCAAGGGUGCCUCAGUGAUAUUAAAGGAAAAUAUAAAUCGAAAUGGAUUCGGGGAAUACGAAGAAAACACCAUCAAACGUGAAGAAAAACGUGCCGAGGACAACAGUGUUGCAAAUAUCGCACUUCAAGAAAAAAUAGAUCAGCUAGAGCUAGAGAAAAAGCUGCUGGUCUUACAAAAGGAAGUUUCGGAGAUGAAACUACAGAGCAAAGCAGAGAAAAACGAACCUGAUUUAAAGACGAUCGAGAGUUUGGUUCCCCCGUUCAGCGGACAAAAUGGCGUUGAUAUUGUGAUGUGGUUCGAAGAACUGGAAAGAGUUUUUGGAUUGCUCAGCGUUGACGAAAAACAGAAGCUGGUAACAACUCUUCGACUGCUUUCUGGGACAGCUCAAGAAAUUGCUCGUUCGUCGGGACUUUUCGACUACAGCUCUCUGAAACAAACGCUCAUCGACACUUUUCAACAAACAUACUCUGUUGAAAGUGUGUAUCACCAGUUACGUUGCCGCCGCCUGUCUACAUCAGAAUCGAUCAUCAAAUACUUCAUCGAUAUGAAGAGCAUUGCUAGAAAAGCAAAAAUCCCUGAAGGUGAACUGAUUGACAUCAUUAUCGAAGGAAUAGAUGAUCCGGUCAAUACUGCCGCUAUGCGUUUCGCCGCUCGUCGAAUGGAUGAUCUCCUACCUAUGCUAAAGAGAUAUGAAGAAAUACGAUCACGCCAUCCACCACCAUCUGCACCAACGGAUAAACGAUAUGUUCGCAACGCUUCGGGUAACAGCGAGCAAAUAAAGUGCUACAACUGUCUGCAGCUAGGGCAUUAUCAGAGCCAAUGUCAACGACCUCAACGUCCCUAUGGAUCGUGCCUUCGGUGUUCACAGACGGGCCAUUCACAUCGAGAAUGUCCAAGCCGUAGUAAAAUACCAGCCGCCGCUGUUAAUCCAACAAACGAGAACUCGGGCUUUUUACAACAAAUUCAAGCCAUGCAGGAGGAAGCCCCAGAAGUUUUAUAAAUGAAAAUUUGGUUCCUCCAUGCCUCUUGAAACAACCGGAAAAUUCAGGAUAUUGCGGUUUAGGUAACAGUGCGCUACUAUCGCUUGGACAAACUGAUUGUCGAAUUAAACAUCAAAAGAAUGAAAUAAUACAUGAGUUUAUUAUCUUACCGAAAAA
Molecule: messenger RNA, 1462 nt
Organism: Anopheles stephensi (Asian malaria mosquito)
Lineage: Eukaryota; Metazoa; Arthropoda; Insecta; Diptera; Culicidae
Exons: 4
Coding region: 1-1305 (434 amino acids)
Molecular function (GO): nucleic acid binding; zinc ion binding
Source: RefSeq, a predicted model, not a curated record